AACAAAAAUCCAGUUAAGCCUGCACACUGGCCCUAUGAGCAGCAGAGCACUCUGCCGGCCCUGCAUGCAAAAUCACGGGUGACCAAUCGUGUUGAACCCAACUGCAAAGACUCUGGAGUUCUGCCCAACAUAAGAAAGAAGAACAAACUGAACAAUGUUGGAGUCCACCAGGAUCAGAAACCAGUGUCUCAGGGGUAUAGGACAAAAAAAGAGAAACUUCCGGAGCUCAUCAACCCCCCAAGCCUUUCUAACAAACAGCAGCAAAAGAAGCAAUUGGAGGUUGAUUCGUUUCCCUUGUCCCCCACAGUUGUGCUGGAGUGCUUUGGCAAGAACAUGACCAAGUUUGAGCAAUAUGAGAUCAGUCAUUACUCCGAGCUCUGGUACUUGGGUCAUAUAACUAAGAAUGGAGGACCUGAUACCACUUUAAAGAAUCCAGGCUACGGUGACAGGACUGGCACCUAUACCAAAGUUAUGCAUGAUCACAUUGCUUACCGCUACGAGGUGCUAGAAGAGCUUGGACAGGGAUCUUAUGGAGAAGUGUAUAAGUGCCUGGAUCACAAAACCAGCGAGAUGGUGGCAGUAAAAGUCCUUCGCCCCAACAGGGCUAUCCUGGAAGAGCUGAAGAUCUUGGAUUUCUUGAAGAAAAAAGACAAAAACAAUUGCUACAAUAUAGUCCACAUGAAGGAUUACUUCACCUUCCGUAACCAGCUCUGUAUCAUCUUUGAGCUCCUGGGGCCAAACCUUUAUGAAUUCAUAAAGAGUCACAAGCAUAAAAGGCUCAGUCUAGCUCAGGUACGCCACAUUGCCCGAGAAAUGCUGACGUGCCUGAGUAUGCUGGAGAAUGAAAAGAUCAUUCACGGAGAUCUCAAACCAGAGAACAUCGCGCUGUCAUUAACAAACCAAGGUGGCAUCAAAGUGAUCGAUUUUGGAAUGAGCUGUUAUGAACCUCUGCAAAAGAUAGCAUGCAUCGGGACUCAUGUGUACCGUGCUCCAGAGGUCAUUGUACGCAAGCACUACACUACUGCAGUUGACAUGUGGAGUCUAGGCUGCAUAUUGUUUGAGCUGUAUGCUGGCCAGCCCCUCUUUUUCGGACAGGACGAGGUGGACCAAAUGUCCCUUAUUAUGGAGGUGCUUGGAUAUCCUCCAGCUGAAUACAUUAAGAGAAGAAAGGAGCUGUUUUUUGACUGUUAUGGACGACCCAUAAGAAUCAUUAAUCACAACGGCAGGCCAAGAAUCCCUGGCUCAAAAAAUCUUUCCCGCAUUUUGAAUACGGACAAUGAGCUUUUUCUGGACUUUUUGAACCGUUGCCUGACAUGGAAUCCCACGAUGCGCCUCAGUGCAAAGGAGGCUUUGCAGCAUCCAUGGAUUCAGGAGGGUUGAGUUAAGACUCAAAAAUGCUGGAAAUCUUGGCUAUAAUAAGGUAGUGGGACAUUGAAAGGUGUGUCCCAAAUUACAAAGCUGUGCACGUUUGGGAAGCUCUUCUUCUACAUUAUAAGCAGAAGGAGCCAGUGAAUUAUACCACAUGUAAUGUGUCCCAUUUUGUUGCUUAAGGUAAAACCCUAGGAUGCAUCUCACUACAUUAGAGGCUUUGCAGCUUAAAUAAAGAUGGGUCGUAGAGUCAGUCCAGCAUGUAGACCAAUGGAACCAAUGGAUUGAACCUGAAAGAUUAAACUUAAGGCAGAAUCAUCUCCCAAUUCCCCAUUGCUCCUACGACCUACAGCUCAUGCACAAGCCAGGACAUGUCUAGCUCAGGUACGCCACAUUGCCCGAGAAAUGCUGAUGUGCCUGAGUAUGCUAGAGAAUGAAAAGAUCAUUCAUGGGGAUCUCAAACCAGAGAACAUCGCGCUGUCAUUAACAAACCAAGGUGGCAUCAAAGUGAUCGAUUUUGGAAUGAGCUGUUAUGAACCUCUGCAAAAGAUAGCAUGCAUCGGGACUCAUGUGUACCGUGCUCCAGAGGUCAUUGUACGCAAGCACUACACUACUGCAGUUGACAUGUGGAGUCUAGGCUGCAUAUUGUUUGAGCUGUAUGCUGGCCAGCCCCUCUUUUUCGGACAGGACGAGGUGGACCAAAUGUCCCUUAUUAUGGAGACUGUUAUGGACGACCCAUAAGAAUCAUUAAUCACAAUGGCAGGCCAAGAAUCCCCGGCUCAAAAAAUCUUUCCCGCAUUUUGAAUACGGACAAUGAGCUUUUUCUGGACUUUUUGAACCGUUGCCUGACAUGGAAUCCCACGAUGCGCCUCAGUGCAAAGGAGGCUUUGCAGCAUCCAUGGAUUCAGGAGGGUUGAGUUAAGACUGUUUCGACAAAAUGCUGGAAAUCUCAGCUAUAAUAAGGUGAGACCCUAGGAUGCAUCUCACUACAUUAGAGGCUUUGCAGCUUAAAUAAAGAUGGGUCGUAGAGUCAGUCCAGCAUGUAGACCAAUGGGACCAAUGGAUUGGACCUGAAAGAUUAAA
Trichomycterus rosablanca is the source of this 2451-nucleotide messenger RNA. Its product is annotated as dual specificity tyrosine-phosphorylation-regulated kinase 4-like. Gene Ontology annotation, molecular function: protein serine/threonine kinase activity; protein serine/threonine/tyrosine kinase activity; ATP binding. The annotation marks the transcript as partial. Gene Ontology annotation, cellular component: cytoskeleton; nucleus; cytoplasm. The transcript is spliced from 18 exons. NCBI's taxonomy places the organism in Eukaryota, Metazoa, Chordata, Actinopteri, Siluriformes, Trichomycteridae. Gene Ontology annotation, biological process: peptidyl-threonine phosphorylation; peptidyl-serine phosphorylation. The record is from RefSeq and is a predicted model, not a curated record.